Molecule: messenger RNA, 2299 nt
Organism: Gavia stellata (red-throated loon)
Lineage: Eukaryota; Metazoa; Chordata; Aves; Gaviiformes; Gaviidae
Gene: BUD13
Product: BUD13 homolog
Exons: 12
Coding region: 1-2037 (678 amino acids)
Biological process (GO): mRNA splicing, via spliceosome
Cellular component (GO): U2-type spliceosomal complex; RES complex
Molecular function (GO): RNA binding
Source: RefSeq, a predicted model, not a curated record
AUGGCGGCGCAGGGGCUGUCCAAGGCCGAGUACCUGCGGCGGUACCUGAGCGGGCCGGCCGCCGCCGAGGCCGCCCAGCCCCGCCGCCGCCGCAAGAAGAAGCCGCCGGGCGGCGCCGGCAGAGGCGGGAUGCGGAUUGUGGACGACGACGUCAGCUGGAAUAGCAUUGCUGCUGUCCAGGAGAAGGAGGAGGAGGAGGACGAAGGGGACAUGCCUGUGGUGGCAGAAUUUAUUGAUGAGCGUCCAGAUGAAGUGAAGCUCAUGGAGGAAUUCCGAACAAAUACUAAAUGGAAGCUUUUAGGAGACCAAAAUGAAGACUCGCAAAGUUCGGAUGUUUCAGUACCUGCCAAAUCUACCAUGAGGAGACUGCUGCACGACUCCCCAGACAAAUCGCCUCCAGGGCAACAGCACCACGACUCCCGGGAUCUGUCCCCUCCCAGGCGACAGCGCCACGACUCCCCCAACCUCUCGCCUCCAAGGCGACAGCGCCAUGACUCCCCGGAUCUGUCCCCUCCCCGGCAACAGAGAAACAAUUCCGCCAACCUCUUGCUUCCCAGGCGGCAGCGCCACGACUCCCUGGACCUCUCCCCGCCAAGAAGGAAGCGCUACCAUUCGCCGGAUCUGUCCCCUCCCCGGCAACAGUGCCACGACUCCCCGGAUCUGUCCCCUCCCCGGCAACAGAGAAACAAUUCCGCCAACCUCUUGCCUCCCAGGCGGCAGUGCCACGACUCCCCGGACCUCUCCCCGCCGAGAAGGAAGCGCCACGACUCCCCGGACCUCUCCCCACCGAGAAGGAAGCGCCACGACUCCCCGGACCUCUCCCCACCGAGAAGGAAGCGCCACGACUCCCCGGACCUCUCCCCACCGAGAAGGAAGCGCCACGACUCCCCGGACCUCUCCCCACCGAGAAGGAAGCGCCACGACUCCCCGGACCUCUCCCCACCGAGAAGGAAGCGCCACGACUCUCCGGACCUCUCCCCACCGAGAAGGAAGCGCCACGACUCUCCGGACCUCUCCCCACCGAGAAGGAAGCGCCACGACUCUCCAGAUCUGUCACCUCCCAUGCGACAGCGCCACGACUCCCCGGACCUCUCCCCACCGAGAAGGAAGCACAAUGGCUCCCUGUACCUCUCUCCCCAAGGACAGCAGCGUCAUGACUCGCCUGACCUGUCACCUCCCAGGAGGCAGCGUCAUGACUCCCCGGAUGUCUCUCCAAAGAGAAAGAGGUAUGAUUCUGACCCAGACUCAUCACCGCCUUGGAGAAAGAAGACUGGGUCACCUAAUCUGAAAAAGCAGAGCAGAACAAAAGGUGGGUACUCUGAUUUAUCUCCUCCACGACGGACUCUGCCAGCCGGAAAGGAUCGUUCAAGGAGUCCCCAUGACCUCUCACCUCAUCGCCACCGUGAUGCUAAGGGAUCUCCCAAGAAGGCAAACAUGAUGUUAUCUGGGGUCAAAGCUGGCUUGGUGUCAGCUGACGUGCUGCGGAGGGAACAGCAGGAGCUCAGGAGGCAUGAGAGAAAUAACAAGUACUUGGAAGAGGAAUCCCGACACUCUAAGACCGUCUUCCGAGACAAGUCAGGCCGCAAGCGGAACCUCGCGCAGGAGUGGCUGGAGCAGAGGCAGAAAGCUGAAGCGAAGUCCGAGAGAGAUGAGCAGUAUGCCAAAUGGGGCAAAGGGCUAGCGCAGGGGAGGCAACAGCAGCAGAACGUCGAAGAUGCAAUAAGAGAGAUGCAGAAGCCGUUGGCCCGUUAUAUUGAUGACCAGGAUCUGGAUCGAAUGCUGAGAGAGCAAGAGAGGGAAGGAGACCCCAUGGCUGACUUAAUCAAAAAAAGGAAGGCCAAAGAGAACAAAGAAAAGAAAGAAAAACCUAGAUACAAUGGACCAGCACCUCCACUCAACAGAUUUAAUAUAUGGCCCGGGCAUCGCUGGGAUGGUGUGGACAGGUCCAACGGAUUUGAGCAGCAGCGCUUUGCCAGGAUAGCCAACAAGAAGGCGGUUCAGGAGCUUGCGUACAAGUGGAGCGUCGAGGACAUGUAAACAAGAUGAAGGACCACGCAGAGCAGCGCUCCCCAAUUGAUGCUGCAGAGGUUCACCUACUGUCACUGCCAGAGCCAUGAGGAGUGGCUCGCUCUGCUUGGAGCAAGCCCUGUCCUUGGCGCGCAGCAUCCCAGUGGACCAUCUUCCGAGAGCCAAGGCUGAAUUUAGAGGAGAGCUGCCGAAAGAGGAUUUUCCUGUCAGCCAGAGAGGAUGAGUGCAGAGAACUGCAGCUACUUGGAGCAGCACAGUGGCUGAGCAUGGA